AUGACCAGCGCGGCAAAUGCACGGCUCGCCUCGACCGAGGACCAUGCCCACCUUUUCUCGGUCAACUACUCGUACGACUACCUCCGCGACGUCUCGCUAGACUUUCUGCAGCUGCCCUCCUUGAAGCUCAACAAUCUCGUUGCCAGUGGGGCUCUGCUGGACCGCGCCGGCGUGCCCGCCACUGCUUCAAGCAACUCAAAAGCCGCAAAUUGGAUCGACAUCUUCCCUGCCGACGCCGGCAUCGCGAGUCGGACUGCCCUGCGCGUGUUCCGGCAGAGCAAGUACUGGCGCACCGUCCUAUCUGCCGGUUCCGACGCGCUCCAGCAUUUUUUGCAAGACGACUCGUUCAAGCAGGCGGUCAGGUCAGGCAAGACGUUUUCGAAGAUCUCGGCGAAGCUGCUGCAGAACAUCGAGGAUGGGUUCCUGCGCUUCGCCGUGUACCUCUUCCCCGAGGCAGACGAGCAGCAGGUGAAGCUGUUGGCUAUCGUCAUGGUGUACAUUUUUGUCUUUGACGAUCUCUGGGAGAUGGAAGACGGCGAAGAAGUGACCAAGCUGCGCGAUGACUUCGUCUCACGGCUACAAACUUCGGACAAAGCAGGAGAGUCCCCGGCAGAAACGAGCACAAAGACGCCGCUCCAGGCCAUGAUCGACCAAAGCAUCGCGGAGCUGCGCCAGUUCUCCAGCACGGGCGGCCAGGAAGUCAUCGACGAGCUCAUCGGCUUCUGCUCGCACCCGCCGCCGCCGCCGCGCCCGUUCGCCGACUUGGCCGACUACCUGGCGUAUCGGCGCGAAGACGCUGCGUAUCCAUGCAUCCUCGCCUGCACCAAGUUCUCCAUCGACUCCACCGUCGACAUCCAUUCCCCGCGGAUGGCCAAGAUCAUUGAGCUGAUGGGCAACCACAUGAUCUUCGCAAACGACCUGGGCUCUUUCGCCAAGGAGAAGCGCGCCUUCUCCGCGGGCAAGAUUCAGCACCUGAUCAACUCGGUGCACGUGGUCAAGCAGCUGCUGGGCCUGCCGAGCGACGAGGCGGCCAAGGGCGUCGUGUAUGGGCUGCAGCUGCAGGUCGAGUGUGAUAUGGAUGCCGAGGUGGGCAGGCUGUUGGAAGAGGACGGGGGGUUGGAUAAAGAGGAGUGGCGGUUUUUGGAUGCGUGUCUGCUGCUGACGGCGGGCAAUUUGCUGUGUACGUCGAUCAUGGAUCGCUACGGGGGGGAGCAGGGGAGGCUUUGA
Molecule: messenger RNA, 1227 nt
Organism: Diplodia corticola
Lineage: Eukaryota; Fungi; Ascomycota; Dothideomycetes; Botryosphaeriales; Botryosphaeriaceae
Product: sesquiterpene cyclase protein
Exons: 4
Coding region: 1-1227 (408 amino acids)
Source: RefSeq, a predicted model, not a curated record